Messenger RNA from Notolabrus celidotus (New Zealand spotty), 1499 nucleotides. It is a transcript of the gene adi1, whose product is annotated as acireductone dioxygenase 1. NCBI's taxonomy places the organism in Eukaryota, Metazoa, Chordata, Actinopteri, Labriformes, Labridae. The coding region runs from base 137 to 676 and encodes 179 amino acids. Gene Ontology annotation, molecular function: acireductone dioxygenase [iron(II)-requiring] activity. The transcript has 4 exons. The record is from RefSeq and is a predicted model, not a curated record.
GCGUCACAUUUGUAAUCAGGAAGUGAUCUGCAGACUCUUCUCUCCCGUCUCCUGGCGUGAGUCUGGACUGGAUCAGUAACCUGUCUCAGUUCUUCUCAGGAGUCCGGAUCAUAAAGGUCCCACAGGUGUCUCCAGCAUGGCGAUAGAAGCCUGGUUCAUGGACAGCUCGGAGGAGGACGUGAAGAAGCCUCACAGACUGGACCCGAACCAGUCCGUGUCCCUGGAGGAGUUAAAGGCUCUGGGAGUGUUUUCAUGGAAGCUGAACGCCGACAUCUACGAAAACGACCCAGAGCUGGAGAAGAUCCGUAAAGAGCAGGGCUACUCCUUCAUGGACACCAUCACGAUCCACAGGGACACACUGCCUGACUAUGAAGCAAAGUUGAAGGUUUUAUACUCGGAGCACCUUCACCUGGACGAUGAGAUCCGUUACAUCCUGGACGGCCGGGCCUACUUUGACGUCAGGGACAAGCAGGAACGAUGGAUCCGCAUCCUCCUGACCAAAGGAGACCUGAUCACUCUACCGGCCGGCAUCUACCACCGCUUCACCCCCGACGAGACCGAGUACACAAAAGCCAUGAGGCUGUUUGUCGGGGAACCGGUGUGGAAAGCUUACAACCGACCUGCAGACGAGUUUGAGAUCCGGCAGAAGUACCUGUCUUCUCUGCAGGGAUCCUGAGCAAGAGCAGGUUCCACAUGAACACUGAUGGUUUAAAGAAUAAUCUAGAUUAUUUAAAGGUGUCCUGUAGCUGAGCAGACACGUCCACAGUUUCAGAGGUGAUGUUUCAGAUAGAAAGCUACAGGUUUCUUCAUUUCAUCCCAAUUUACACUUAAGGAAACUUCACAUUUCACUCGUUAGCAGCUACCGUUAGUUUUGUGUCAUACAUACUACACAGCAAAUAAAAAGGACUUUAGUUUUGAUGCCAGUUUUACUUUAACUUAAAGGGGCAGUGUUUGAGAUUUAGUGACACCUAGUGGUGAGAGUCCAGAUUGCACCCAACUGACAAAUCCACUUCAUCCUCCUCUUUUUAUUCAGCUGAACUUAAUGUAGCUGCAGAAUCUUUUUAAGUGCAAAUUCAAGCUUUGAAGCUCAUGUUUUUUGUCCCUUAUGGGCUACUGUAGAAAGUGCACACCUUAUUUGAAAAGGUGCUCCAUUUGUAGAGAUAAUCAGCUUAUUUUGAAACAUACAAUACUUGCAAUAACUUUUAUUGUCUGGUGAUAAUGCUUUAAUAAAACCUUAGAAAUAUUUAAUUAUGCUUCCCUUUUUUUUAGACUCUGUACUUUGAAUUUAAAGCAGAAAUUAAAGAAUAUUUUUACCUUUUUUUAGGGUUUGAAUAAUCGAUUCCCAGCAGAACAAUCAGCAGUGCCUUACUCUGUGUCCUUACCUUCUUCAGCAUGUUGUAAAAAUGAAUUAUGCAGCUUCUCCUGAUCAGCUAUUAAAUAUAAGUCAAAUAAAAGUCAAAGUUUUUGUUCUAUGGAAAAUAAAGCGGUUAUAAAGCUCA